This is a messenger RNA of Globicephala melas (long-finned pilot whale), 787 nucleotides long. RefSeq names its product proteasome 20S subunit beta 9 (gene PSMB9). Gene Ontology annotation, cellular component: proteasome core complex. Gene Ontology annotation, molecular function: threonine-type endopeptidase activity. NCBI's taxonomy places the organism in Eukaryota, Metazoa, Chordata, Mammalia, Artiodactyla, Delphinidae. The record is from RefSeq and is a predicted model, not a curated record.
GCUGUAGGCAGCGAGUGGCGCGCUGUCCCAGGUCGCAAACCAGUGCACCAGGCGGCGAGGAGCGCGGCGCAGGGAUGCUGCGAGCGGGAGCACCCACCGGAGACUUACCCCGGGCCAGAGAAGUCCACACCGGGACAACCAUCAUGGCCGUCGAGUUUGAUGGGGGCGUCGUGGUGGGAUCUGAUUCCCGGGUGUCUGCAGGAGAGGCGGUGGUGAACCGAGUGUUUGACAAGCUGUCCCCCCUGCACCAGCGCAUCUACUGUGCUCUCUCUGGCUCAGCUGCUGAUGCUCAGGCCAUAGCGGACAUGGCUGCCUACCAGCUGGAGCUCCAUGGAAUGGAAAUGGAGGAACUCCCACUCGUUCUGGCUGCUGCAAAUGUGGUGAGGAAUAUCACCUAUAAGUAUCGGGAGGACCUGUCUGCACAUCUCAUGGUAGCAGGCUGGGACCGACGCGAAGGAGGCCAGGUAUAUGGGACCAUGGGAGGGAUGCUGAUUCGACAGCCCUUUGCCAUCGGUGGCUCUGGCAGCACCUAUAUCUACGGUUACGUGGACGCGGCGUAUAAACGAGGCAUGUCCCCGGAGGAGUGCAGGCGCUUCACCACGAAUGCUAUUGCUCUGGCCAUGAACCGGGAUGGUUCCAGCGGGGGCGUCAUCUACCUGGUCACGAUCACAGCCGCUGGUGUGGACCAUCGAGUCAUCUUGGGCAACGAGCUGCCGAAAUUCUAUGACGAGUGAAUCUUUCUCAGACUUCCCUUCUUUAUUUUACAAUAAACUUUCUGGGACUGGAA